CACGUGAUUCGUUGUCGUGUUGUGGCGGUAAGGGUAGCUAACUGUUACAGGCAGCAGAACAUGACCGAAUCACAUGAAAAACAUCCUCUAAAUCGUAAUUAGUAUUUUAUUUUAUUUUUUAAAAACGAGUUAUCGUUUAGUGACAUGCGCACGGAGCAUAUCUAUGGAAACUGUCCAACACAGGCAGGUUUAGUGUGACUUUUUUGUUUUGCUUCUGCGGAGGAAUGUUACCAAACGUUAGUUCUUGUGUAAUAAUAAUAGCCCGUGUUUUGAGGUGACGCCGCGUGUGUUGCUCCUCCGUCCAAAUGUCACAGAGGGACGACUCCGAGGAUGACAUCUGGGAAUACAAACCUCUCGAGAAGAAAAGAAAAAGCAGCAAAUCGCCACGCGUUUGCAGGAGAACAAGCGCCCCCAGGAAGACGCCAAAGAACGCGGCUCCUCUCUCUGUCGGGCCAAAGACAGAACAAGAAGCGGCCGGAGACCCCUCAGCUGUAGGGGAUGCUUCUGUUUUGUUAUCUGGCGAACCCCCCAUCACGUCUCCUCCUGCCGAGGGGCCAACAUCUGGGCGCUACUGCCCCAUCUGUCAGAUGCCCUUCUGCAUUCUGGUCGUGCAGUCCCAGAGGUGGCAUGUGGCCGAAUGCCUCGACACCCCCAGGGACAAAUGCGGAGAAUGUCCAGAUGGUCUCCGGUGUUCCUCCACCCUUCCAAACCACUACAAGAGGUUCAACCACACGCUUCUCGCCGAAAGCCGUGCGAGCGGCGCCGCGGCAGCCCCCGGUCUGUCCCGGCAGACCGACGCCGGCAGGGAAGCGGGUUUCCAAGAGACGCUCAGCUUCCCGUCAGAUCCCUCUCCGGGCCGCGCCCCCGUCCCCGCCUCCCCGCGACAGAAUCACGCCGCAGCACCUCCGUCAGAGCCUGCAAACGGCCUUCUGAUGCUGCGCUCCCCCGGGCCGGACGACUUCAAGAAAAAGAAAGGCUGGUUAAGAAGUAAUAAAGUCCAAAAGGCUGCGGGCGCCUCGCAAGGUAAAACGGACACUUCAUCCACUCCAGUCAAGGAAAGCGCUGCAGCUCAGGCAAGUUCAGCUAAGGAGGAACCUUUUCGCGAGGAUGAUGAUGAUGAGGAUGAUGGGAUUUCCUACUCUCCGCUGUCUGAGCUCCCUGCAGAACCAGAAGUCGGCGAUAACUGCAGAAAGUCUCUCUUUCCUAACGGAGGGUCAGAGCACGAACGCUCAGUGAUGCUGUUCAGCAACAGCUUCUCUAGCGAAGAUGAAAUCCUGGCCGAGUUUAUAGACAAUAACUGUGAGGACCAUGAAACGCCAACAAACGAUCCCUCCUCCUCCUCCCAGCUGUAUGCAGUCUCUUCGUUAGCACCUACUAAUGAACAGGCCGGCCCAAACAGAGCAGAUGCAGAGGCUCGGUCUCCAUCUGGCAGUAAAACCAGCAGCAGCGGCUUGCAGUCGCCGCAGAGAAUCGUUUUAGAGCGUCUAAGAGAAAGCCUCGGUCAGAAACCUCGCUCUCCUCCAGUAUCUACGUCGCAGGACUCUUCUGUGACAAAACAGCAACCCAUGCCUCCUCAGAAAGGCCAGGCCAAGGCGGGCCAAGCCCCCGGCCUGAAGCAGACCGACAUCGGGGUGUUUUUCGGCCUCAAGCCGCUCAAGGCGACGGAGACCGAAAGCGGACAACACAAGCCGGACGCCUCCUCCGCGCCGCCGUCCGGUAAGAACCCGGGCGGGAGGAGGCGAAGGGGAGACGGACGGGGGAGAGGCCAGGCCGAGCCGGCGGCAGAGGCCUCGCAGGCAGCGGGGUUUAGAGACGACUCGAGCUCGGCGGGCGUAGCCGGCAAAGGCGGGAACAGAGGCUGGAGAAGGAGGUGGAGCAGAGCGGACGGCGACGGGGAAGUGCAGCUGCCUCGUUGUCCUUUUUACAAGAAGAUUCCUGGUACCAAGUUUGUUGUCGACGCGUUUCGUUACGGAGAGAUUCAGGGCAUCAGCACCUACUUCCUAACGCAUUUCCACUCGGACCAUUAUGGAGGCCUGACCAAGAGCUCCACAUUUCCAAUCUACUGUAACAGGAUCACAGGCAACCUGGUGAAGAGCAAGCUGAGGGUGGCAGAGCAGUACGUCCACAUCCUGCCCAUGAACACCGAGGUGGAGGUAGACGGAGUCAGGGUCAUCCUCCUGGACGCCAACCAUUGUCCAGGAGCUGCGAUGCUGCUGUUCUUCCUGCCCGAUGGACAGACGGUGCUCCACACCGGUGACUUCAGGGCCGACCCCUCCAUGGAAACUUACCCUCAGCUGCUCGGCUGCCGGGUUCAGACUCUCUACCUGGACACCACCUACUGCAGCCCGGAGUACACCUUCCCCCGGCAGCAGGAGGUCAUCAACUUUGCCGCCAGCACGGCCUUCGAGUUGGUGACCCUCCACCCGCGCACCCUCGUGGUGUGUGGCUCGUACUCCGUGGGGAAAGAAAAGGUCUUCCUAGCUCUGGCAGAGGUCUUGGGGUCAAAAGUGUGCCUCUCCAGAGACAAAUACAACACCAUGUGCUGCCUGGAGUCUCAGCAAAUCAAGGAGCGCAUAACCACGGACUGGAAGGCGGCCCAGGUUCACGUGCUUCCCAUGAUGCAGCUCUCCUUUAAUAAGCUGCAGCAGCACCUGGCACGCUUCUCAGCACAGUACGAUCGGCUGGUAGCCUUCAAGCCCACCGGCUGGACCUUUAGCGAGCAGGUGGAGUCGGUGGAAGACAUCCAGCCACAGAUUAGUGGCAACAUCUCUGUUUAUGGAAUCCCGUACAGUGAACACAGCAGCUUCCUGGAGCUGAAACGGUUCGUCCAGUGGCUCAAGCCUCUGAAGAUCAUCCCCACCGUCAACGUUGGCAGCUGGUCUAGCAGGAAGGCCAUGGAGAAGUGUUUCAGCGAGUGGCUCUCAGAAGCUAGAGCUAAGCUCUGAUACGUGCCGCUGAUUUUAAAUAACACGUUAUUUAAAAAACCCCAAAAACAUCCAGUUUAGUAUUUGAGUAGUAAUACACUACUAAUUUAUACCUAAUUUAUUUAUUUUUUAUUGAUGAAAGCCCUUUAGCAAUCGACUAAUGAAGUGACAUCAUGCCAUGCUGAUCCUGAAUGGUUAAAUAUGCACUCUUAGACCAGUUUACAGAUUAAUUCUUCAAUCCACUGCUGCCUUAAAUAAUAAUAAUGUGCUGUUUACAGAAACUUAUUUUCGGUUAAAGCAGUCAUUGAGGCAUUUGACUGCUGAAUUGACUGGUUAAGUGUUGUAACAUUCCCUGUAUGUAUUCAUUCAACAUACUUUAAAUGCUGCUCUUAAACUGUACUUAUGUUUUAUAUAAUGUUUGUAUGCUAUAAAAUAAAAGUCUUAAAUAUUCUUUA
Fundulus heteroclitus (mummichog) is the source of this 3379-nucleotide messenger RNA. RefSeq names its product DNA cross-link repair 1A (PSO2 homolog, S. cerevisiae). The transcript has 9 exons. Gene Ontology annotation, molecular function: damaged DNA binding; 5'-3' DNA exonuclease activity. The coding region runs from base 306 to 2945 and encodes 879 amino acids. Gene Ontology annotation, biological process: protection from non-homologous end joining at telomere; double-strand break repair via nonhomologous end joining; interstrand cross-link repair. The record is from RefSeq and is a predicted model, not a curated record. NCBI's taxonomy places the organism in Eukaryota, Metazoa, Chordata, Actinopteri, Cyprinodontiformes, Fundulidae.